AACAACACACUAGCUCACCGACCUCGACAACGACAACAACUCCACCGCACUAUCGAUAAUUCUUGCUAUCAAUCAGUUGGCAUCUUUUGGAUGAGACACGACUUGCUUUUCUGCGGGCGUUGACCGCUUCCAACGAUCCGAGUAAGACAUGCCCUACAGCGCAACUUUUUCCAGCCCCAUAGCAGCCUAGCCGAGUACUUGGAGCUUAGGGACCAAGUGAAAUGGCUGAUUCGGGAACUGUCAUCUGUCACCUGCAGACUAUUCGAGACAGAGUGGAAGUGGUUGAGAAUACAAUACUUGGACGAAACAUCGCCCUCUCACAACAUCUUCUCAAGCGUAUUGUCUCGGAUUGAUCCUAGUUCAAAGGCUAUCUUACGGCGGCCAUAAAUACACAAUCAUACCACUUGAGCCAUUCUACGCCUGGCCGAGAGCAGCCGCCAACGUCAGCUCGGCUAAAACACCUCCACUGUCAACACUAACGCAACCAGGAUGGAUCCUUUCCGUUACCGCAAAGCAUAUGCGGCGAUGCUACAGGCGACACAGCUCAUUGAACAACGACUUCAACAGGGUGUCGAUUCAGAAGUUGAGCCGCCUGAGCAACAUGAUGCAUCAAGCGCCGCGUUCCAAGAUCAGGACCCCGACAGUAUGGACUGGACUCCUACAGGUGGCAGGACACCCACUACAGCUGCAGAAUGUGGUCCACCACCUUCGUUGUCCGAGAAGUUGCGACCGCUUUUGCCUGGCGCAGGGGAAGGCGACAUCCAAGCUUUGGAUCGGGGGGACAACGCUGUGCUCCUUCACAAGCUGAAGGAGGGUAAGCUUAUGGAUGAGUGUAUCGACAAACUUGUCCAGGGUCUACCUGAUGCGCUCAGCUACAACAACUCUGCAUCCUUCACUCCUUCGACGAUAGAGGUUUCGAAAGACUUCGGGUUGCAACUAUCGAUCUCUAUCAAUCAUCACAUGGCACAAAUAGCAGACCGCAAAGCACUCGAGAAGUAUCGACGGUUGCUAGGUCACCGCAAAGAUGCGGCAAAGCGUAGGCCUAUCAAGCUUGGAUUUGAUCCUGUCGAGUUGAUCAAGAAGCAAGCCGUUACGUUCGCGGAGAACGUUGUAUCUCCGAAUUACACACUCAACAACGACGUUCACCCCAUCUUUCGUCCAGAGAACUGGCAUGGAUGCCCUGAUCACAUCUACGAAGUGCUGAAGCCGGGUAUGCAGCUUGCGACAUUGUUUCUGACAUCUCGAGCGACUGCACACUAUUGGCAUACGCUUGUAUUCGGCGAACGAGAGCCAUGUGCCAAAACCUCGGAAGCGUAUGGUCAGCCAUGUCAUCGCAUUCGAGAAGAUGUCCCUUGGUCGGAAGAGCGGCACGUUGCUUUCAACAAUUUUCUGAGCAACCAGUUGGAUACGGUCUACUUCUGCUUUCACAACGACCCUCUACCGCCAGAAACCGUCUACGCGUCCAUGGGAUUGGUAAGAGACUACAAGAACGGCCUGAUACGCAAGAUGAACGAUAAAUGCCAUACAUCUCGCAUUUGCUUGCACUCAGACUUCUACACCACCGCAAAGAAGCUGAGUCUUUUGCGCUACCGAGAGCCGGCCAUGGUUUUGCGGUUCAAUCUGUUCCUCGCUAUCUGCCUCAGCCACGAGAUCGCACACUUCUGCGAGGUGUCGGGCCCACACCACGAUCAUCCCUUAUUAUCAGAACCUGAGGUCUUUUGGGGCGACAACAUGUGGACGGAGAGCGGUAUUGCGUUCGAGACCAAGGUCUUCGGCGGACGUAUACAUCCGCUUUCGAGCCGCAUAGACUGCAGUCUUGGCUUAGCAUGUCUCGACUACCCACUCAAGGAGCUCUACGACAAGGACGAAAACGUACUUUACGCCUUAUCCAUGGACUACAUCCUCAAGCUGCAGCAGAACGAUACCUGGCAGCAAGACUUCAGCAAAACCGGGUCCGAUGUUUUCUUUGUCCCGCGAAACGGCAGCAAGUCAGUGGAGAUCAACGGUGCCAAUCUGAUGAUCUGGGAAGACGAGAACGACGCGGACAUAUCAGACCAUAUCGAUGGAAAAGAGACAGAGUGGAAGCGUAUGGACGACGGGUCUAUCGCCAAGAACCCCAACUCGAACAAUCGCAAGCCUCAGCGACCGCCCAUCGUCCAACGCUGGAGCCCAUACGGCCACAAGAGGAAGAACACUGCGGGAGGGGUGUCGUGUGUAUCAACAGAGGUAGUCAACGAAGUCGACGAUACUGCACCAGGAGCACCUGAGCCAGCGGUGACAGCGGAUGAGGAGGAGGAUAUUGAAGACUCCAAAAAGCUCCCAGAUCAGGAUAUGGUCUGAUGUGGACGUAGUGGAAGACCGCUCAUGACCUGAGAGGUGGACUUGUUGCAUGUGCAUUCAGCAUCAGCGUUUGGAUACCAUAGCAUUGUUUGCGCUGCAUAGCGACCGCCUUGUCACUAGGAUAACAAACG
Macroventuria anomochaeta is the source of this 2471-nucleotide messenger RNA. RefSeq lists its product as uncharacterized. The coding region runs from base 490 to 2340 and encodes 616 amino acids. Lineage: Eukaryota; Fungi; Ascomycota; Dothideomycetes; Pleosporales; Didymellaceae. The record is from RefSeq and is a predicted model, not a curated record. The transcript has a single exon.